ACCUUCUUCCACUAUAAACCUUUUUACACUUUUUCAUGGAUCCGUUCAACAACCCGGACAACCCGAACACUCCGAACAACCCGAAUAAUCCCAACAAUCCGACCCAACCUAAUGUUUUCUCGGUUCCGGGAUAUUAUCCGACGCUAGAACCGAACCAAUUCUCGCAAUAUUCAUCGAAUGCGUUUGCUUCAUUCCAACACUCGCCAAACCAAUUCGCUCAAAUCUCCCAAAAUCAAGCCCUUCAACAAAUGAUGAUGCGGGGUGCUUGGAACUUCCCACCCGUUCAACCUCAACCGAUCCCCACACCACCCGUUCAACCUCAACCGAUCCGGACCCAAUCCGAACCCGAAGACAAUGUGGAGAUUGUUCCCGAAACCCAACCGCCUAAAGGGAAAGGAAAACGAAACAAAGGCAAGCAAGUGGUGGGUGAUCAACCGUCGAAACCGAAGGCGACUAAGUGGACACCAAUCGAAGAAGAAGCCUUAGCCAAGGCUUUCAUUGGCACUUCUGACAACCCGACAAAAGGUAAUAACCAAUCGGGUGAGGGGUUUUGGUCCAAGGUAUUGGCCAAGUUUCUCGUCUUUAUGGACCAAGGCUCGUAUCGAGAUGUCGACUCGGUCUCCUCAAAGUGGCGGAAAAUGAACUCGUCCAUCAAUAGGUUUUGCGAGGAAUAUAAUAAAUUAUAUACAUGUGACCGUCGUAGCGGGUGGAACGACUAG
This is a messenger RNA of Helianthus annuus (common sunflower), 719 nucleotides long. Its product is annotated as sporozoite surface protein 2-like. The record is from RefSeq and is a predicted model, not a curated record. The coding region runs from base 36 to 719 and encodes 227 amino acids. The transcript is spliced from 2 exons. Lineage: Eukaryota; Viridiplantae; Streptophyta; Magnoliopsida; Asterales; Asteraceae.